GGGGGCCAUGAUCCGUUCGAGUGUGUGUGCGUCCCUCAAGCUAAACGCGGACCUGCCCAGUAAAUACGAGGCUUCCGUUCCCGCCGCGUACGUGUCGCGCGUUGCCAUUGCGUAGUAGUAAACUAAGAGAGAACGCGAGACGAACGACUGCGGACUCUCCUUCGGUUGUGCCCGGUAUCAUCGUGCGUGUCCCGUAUAUCACCGGCGUGAUCCCGCGGUCCAAUCAUGCCGUUGAGUAUUGGGGUUAACCUAAGAGUGACCGGACACUGUAAUCAGGGCGGUCGUAAGUACAUGGAGGACAUGUUCAGCGUGGCGUUUCAGCCGACACCGGACGACAAGGAUCUCGAGUACGCGUUCUUCGGUAUAUUCGACGGGCACGGGGGCUGCGAGGCCGCUGCAUACGCCAAGGAACACCUGAUGAAUGUGAUCGUGAAGCAAAAGAACUUCUGGUCGGAUCGCGACGAGGACGUGUUACGCGCGAUCCGAGACGGAUACGUGAACACGCACUACGCGAUGUGGCGGGAGCUUGACAAGUGGCCAAGAACUGCGUCCGGAUUACCGUCUACCGCUGGGACCACUGCUAGCAUAGCAUUCGUUCGCAAGGGAAAGAUUUAUAUGGGUCAUGUCGGCGACUCUGCCAUUAUAUUGGGGUAUCAAGUGGAUGGUGAUCCACAGUGGAGAGCCAAGCCGUUGACCAAGGAUCACAAGCCUGAAAGCGGGCCCGAAAUGAUGAGGAUACGAGAAUCUGGUGGUAAAGUAGUUAGUAAAUCUGGUGUCCCAAGGGUGGUAUGGAAUAGACCUCGUAUAGGACACAAGGGACCAGUUAGAAGAUCAACCCACAUAGAUGAAAUUCCGUUUCUUGCUGUUGCCAGGUCUUUAGGUGAUCUGUGGAGUUACAAUUCUGAGUUAAAUACAUUUGUUGUCUCUCCUGAGCCAGACGUUACAGUGGUUAAAAUUGAUGUUGAAACACACCGUUGCCUUAUUUUUGGAUCAGACGGAUUAUGGAAUAUGCUGACGCCGCAAGCUGCAGUGGCCAUUGUUCAGGCUGCGGAUAGACACAAUGAGAAACAUCUGAUUGCUUCCCAACAAACUUGUAAUGGGCAAUCCGAUAAUGUCCAACUGUGGAUUAAUCCUUCAAAAAGCCUAGUAGAUAGAGCGUUAGAAAGGUGGUCGCUGAAGAGAUUACGUGCAGACAACACAAGUGUUGUGACACUGAUGUUAGAUCCACCUGGACCAUCUCGAAGUGAGGUUCUAUUAAGUCAGAAAGAACGUGGUAUGGCAUACGACAAUGUACAUACACCUGCAACUGCACUUUGUGCCGAAAACAUGGAGAAACCUACUUACAAUCCAGUCUUUCCGACCGUAGCAAGACCUACUCCGGUGAUAACUCACAACAUCGAUGUCCAAAGACCCGAAUUCUACAACGUAAUUGAGGAAAACAAAGAGGAACCAAGAUCAGAGAAAGUCGUGCAUGAAGAGAGUUUUCUAGAGAACCUUGACAUAAGUCACCAGUCAUCCGAUGAGCUACUAAUGCACACGAAUAUGCAGAACGCAGUUUCAGAAGAGAACGUUGGAACGACAGAAACAAUAUCCCACGAAAUAAUAGAAAAGAAUUUCGAUAUAGAUAAUAACGAAUUAGAAACAACUCCGCCGGAGAAUAUCGACAAACUUAACCAAGAACAGACAGAUGCAGCAGAGAAACAAUCAGACGCAGUUGAUACCCCGUUUCAACAAGCUACUUCAACAGUACAGUCGCCUGAGGUAGCGACGAACGAAACCAAUCAGGCUGACGUUUCGAAUGUGAUAUACCAAAGUGCAUUAUCCGAUGACUCCAAAAAUGUAUGUUCUCCAACUCACGUUGAUAGUACCGCAGAGAAGAGCAACGGGAUUGAAUUCGAAAACGCAGCUACUAAUGAGAACGAAGCAACGGGUAACGUCUUGAAUGGAUCGCGUCACAAACAGCAGACUUUGUUCGCCGCCUCAAGAACAGAAGACAGGAACGCGAGGCAAAGAAGGCACAGUUUGAGCGCGCAUUCGCGAAACAGCCUGGCGGAGCCGGCCUCGUUAGAGACGAAAAUGUACGCAAAUUUGAGGUUCAAGUCGCGUAACGCUAAAGUGCCCGUGACAGGGAACACAGUGGACAAAGGUGUUACAAACUCGACGAGUAAAACGACCGAUAGUGCUGUCGGUACUAAACGUAGACAUAGUGCAAUAUCGCAAAGUGUAGUUAGUACGGUUGAAGAGGCAUGCAUGUUACAAGAACCUUGUAUGAAGAGAAAAACGCGAUCGGAGGACCGACCGAAUCCCGUCGACGAAAACGAUCCAGCGAACCAGACCACAAAGGAUGCUACCGGUAGCCUAAGUUGGCCCACCACGGAGUCCAGUAUUUCCCGUUCCCCUGGGAAUGCUACCGCGAUGCCUAUUCAGGAGAGGCUCUCUCCGUUGAACACGUUCCAAAGGAACUUGGGGAAGAAAGUCACGCCGGUGAAGGCUAUUCGAAGACCUUCUAUCAAGGGUCUGUUGAAGCAACUGUGGGCAGCUAGUCUUGGCGCGAGGGAGUGGGACCAGGGAAGGAGUAAUCGGCCGAACGGUUGCACCGAGAGGAGGAUAAAUCGAACAAUGUCCAUUAUCGGUUCUUCUGAUAGCACAACCGUACCGCAACGUUGGCUCAGGUCAGACACCAUUGCUGCUACACCUGUAAAAACAUUACGGUCGCGUAACGUGGACAUACACCAGUACAGUCUGGUGAAACAACAGAAUCGACUCUCGUUGCCGAGUAAACUGAAGCAGUCCGGCAACAAUGGAUAUCUACAGCCGAGUAAAGUACGAUCGACCUCCUUGUCGUCCAGUAUUAAACAAAGUAGUAGCAAUACUGCGAACGGGACCUGCUCUACCAUUAGUCCGACGAGUACAGGAUGUAACGCCAGUUCCGGAAUGGCGAAACGAGUAAAAUCGCCGUAUAAUCCGAGCGCUAGGUCACUAAGCACGCGAUCUCGCAUUAAGCGCCUUGGGAAAUGAGGUAGGAUAACACGUGUUAAAUAUGUUGUUUCUGUACAGGGUAUUAUCUCUUACCCUUAUUGUUUUUAUUUGCCGCAUAUUGCUUUCUAUCUCCGCGAAAGAUACGCUAGUUAUGAUAUUGUUUAUUUUUCCCUUUCGUCUGUAUUGUUUGCAUUUUAUCGCGAAACAAGCACAAAAACCUUUUUUUGUACCAACAAAAUCGUCCAGACGUAUCUGUGAAAUCUGGGUUUGCAUUUGGUGAAUUAAAUAAAUGUUUUUCUCGUUAGGCUGUUUUAAGACAGUUUUCAAUCACUAGUCGGGAAGUGUUCGAUUUUAAUGGUGUUAAGAUAUGUAUAUGAAAAUAUUAUGCAGGGGCAACAGUUUGUUGUUGAUACGAUUGUGUUUUAUAGCUUCCAUGACACUCUACGGGUGUGAACAAUCGAUAUUUUUCAUAUUUACAAACAUUCACGUCCUGAAUAGUGGUUAGCAAUAAUAUCGACACCAAUAAACAUUGUAUGUUGACUAUAUUAAAAUGGUUUUCACGCACUUUAAUGUUUUACUGUUGUCCGCAGCGUCUAAAUUUUUCGGGACAUAAACAUGCCUGUGUUAUUCAGGCAUCGUAGUUACAGUUUUGAUUUUUAAAUCAGUGGUAGUAGAGUUAGAGUACAGUCGACCUGAAUCAAAACUAUUAAUUGGAGCAAGUAUUUAUCAUCGAAUGCCAACUGUCACUUUCUUGAAUGACGUCUGUUUGACAGAAACAGCUAAAGUUUAAAGACUUCCAUUUUGUUUUAUGCUUUCUAAUGUUUAACUAGCUUAUCGAAGUGUUAAUCACGAAAAAAAAGAAAAUUUACGAAAGUACAUGAACAUAUGUAUAAAAACAUGUGAUAAUCAGAGAGGUAGGAAGGAAAAAGAGUGGCUGUAUCUGAGAGAGAGAUA
Molecule: messenger RNA, 3933 nt
Organism: Dufourea novaeangliae
Lineage: Eukaryota; Metazoa; Arthropoda; Insecta; Hymenoptera; Halictidae
Gene: Pp2C1
Product: protein phosphatase 1D
Exons: 6
Coding region: 226-3018 (930 amino acids)
Biological process (GO): protein dephosphorylation
Cellular component (GO): cytosol; nucleus
Molecular function (GO): mitogen-activated protein kinase binding; protein serine/threonine phosphatase activity; cation binding
Source: RefSeq, a predicted model, not a curated record